Panicum virgatum (switchgrass) is the source of this 1108-nucleotide messenger RNA. RefSeq lists its product as uncharacterized. The record is from RefSeq and is a predicted model, not a curated record. NCBI's taxonomy places the organism in Eukaryota, Viridiplantae, Streptophyta, Magnoliopsida, Poales, Poaceae. Bases 187 to 732 code for a protein of 181 amino acids. The transcript has 4 exons.
AUCACCAAAAAAUCAAGUUGUAGAAUGAUUGAAGCCACAACAGCAUGGCAGUAGCGCUGGGAAGCCCAACGGCUGCCAACCUAGCCAUCAGCUCCUCCGGCCUCGUCCCCAUGCAGAAGGCCGAGGAGGUAGACACUGGCCGCGCGCCGCUGCUCACUGUGGCCAGCAUCUGUGGCCAGGGUGCCCAUGCCACACAACACGGUGCCACUAACAAGGUUGGAGUAUGUUGUCCCCGCUUCACCGAUUAGAUGGUCCUGUUCAGGUGGAAGAUUUGUCAGGCUCUGGAGGAAUGGAAUUAGUCACUAUUCGGAAGCCCAACUGAGAGCUAAACUUCUGAGAGCUUUGGGCAGCGACAAGCUCGAGACAGUGUGGCCUAUCAAGAAGAAGGUGGUACUAUCAAUACUGAUCAUAAACUAUCCUGCAUACCUGCCUUUUGUUGUCAAGAGGUUCGCUUGUAACAAACUUUGGGAAAAACUGAAGAUCCACAACUGUUGGCCACGUGAUGCCAGAGCAUUUGGUCAUACCCCAGUACAUAUUAGGGGCUUCACGACCAUUAUCUUGAAAAUGGGAUUGCGGCAUAUACAUCAUGAGGGAACAUCAAGAUUCAACGUUGAUGAUGAUGAAGACAGAGAUGAUGACAAUGGAGAUCAUAAUUGUGAUUUGGACCACUUCAAUGCUGACAAAAGUGCUGACACUAUAGCAUCACCUUGUUUGAUUGUAACAUGGGACUAGACGUGCAAAGGGAACAACCUCAGACGAUUUGAAAGAGAGUGUACCGCUGUUGGGAUUUCUUCCAGACGUUCCUAUCCCAAACCUGCGGAUUUCAUUCUUUUGUUUACCCCUUUUUGACAACAGAUUUUGUUCUCCAGUUAUCUAGCGUCAGUCAUGAACAGGUCAUCCUGUUAAUAACAGAUUUGUUCUCUAGUUAUCUAGCAUCAGUCAUGAACAGGUUUUGUUGUAGGCAACAUAUGUCGUGUCGGCCAUGGGUCUGAGUGAAAGAGGUUCAUGUGUAAUCAUGUUUAGUUUCCAUCUUUUGCUGCUUCAAAUGUAAUCAGGAUUUUCUAUCUAUAAUGGCGGCCAAUAAUCUGUGUAACUUUCUGAUGGCAUA